Messenger RNA from Pyricularia pennisetigena, 1452 nucleotides. RefSeq lists its product as uncharacterized. Gene Ontology annotation, biological process: nicotinic acid riboside biosynthetic process; inosine salvage; nicotinamide riboside biosynthetic process. The record is from RefSeq and is a predicted model, not a curated record. Lineage: Eukaryota; Fungi; Ascomycota; Sordariomycetes; Magnaporthales; Pyriculariaceae. Gene Ontology annotation, molecular function: magnesium ion binding. The transcript has 4 exons. The coding region runs from base 1 to 1452 and encodes 483 amino acids.
AUGACGACCAGGUACAGAGUAGAAUAUGCCCUCAAGACUCACCGAAGAGAUCAAUUUAUAGGUUUAGUAUUGCCCGCUUACUUACUUGCACGGAUUAAUCAAAUAGAAUGGAUCAAGGGUCUACUAGCUGUCCCGUUUGUGCUCUACUCGCAGCCGACGGGGGUCUUUGAGCCCAGCCAUGGCUCAGGGGUGAGCAAGAUGUCGGAGGAGGCUCACAGGCGUUAUGCUGAGAUCAUGAGAGACGUCGAAACCAUGAUUGACGACCACAGCAAGUCAACCCCAGCCAAGUCUAAUUCCUCCCAUCGUUUUUACCCUUUGCCCUUUGCCCUUUGCUGUUGGCACAAAUUCAAGUGCACCCAAGCGAUAUUCGUUGCUGACCAUCCAAGCAUAGUCUUCCACCAAAAUGAUGAGAAUCCCUUUCCUUCAAAACUCAAGCUGCUUGUGCCCAGCAUCGGGCCGUUCUUCACGCGCUUGCCCUUGGAAGCAGCCUUCAAAUUUCAGGACAGAAAGCGGUACAUUUCUUCGCGACGAUUCGUCUCCCCGUCCUUUAACGACGUCCGCCUCAUCCUCAACUCGGCUCAAAUCAUGGCAGUUACCACCUAUGGGACCUUACAGCUGGCUACAUUUGAUGGUGAUGUGACUCUGUAUGACGACGGGAAGAGUCUAGAGCCAGAUAGCCCCGUGAUACCUCGGAUGAUGGAUCUACUUCACAAAAGCGUCAAGAUUGGUAUCGUCACGGCGGCUGGCUACACGACAGCUGAUCGGUACUACGCUCGUCUGCACGGACUUCUCGACACCAUGGCCUCCAGCUCGACCCUGACGGACCAGCAAAAGCAAAACCUGAUCGUCAUGGGCGGCGAGGCUAACUACCUCUUCCAAUUUGAUCCUUCAGCACCGCACCUUCUGUCUGCAGUGCCGCGUGAGCGCUGGCUGACCCCGGAGAUGGCGUCUUGGAACGAAGGUGACAUCGAAAACAUGCUCGACGUGGCCGAGAGCGCGCUCAACGACUGCGUCAAGAACCUCAACCUGCCCGCCACCGUGAUGCGGAAGGACCGCGCCGUGGGCAUAAUCCCGCGCGACCCCGACGUCCGCAUCGCGCGCGAGAGCCUCGAGGAGACAGUCCUGGUCGUGCAAAAGAUCCUUGAGCUCAGCGUCGCGGGCAGGUCGGGUCGGGUGCCGUUCUGCGCCUUCAAUGGCGGCAACGACGUUUUUGUCGACAUUGGCGACAAGUCCUGGGGUGUCACGGUCUGCCAACAAUGGUUUGCGGGCGGGAGCGCCGACAAGUUCAUCCGUGGCGAGAAUACGCUGCACGUAGGCGAUCAGUUCCUCAGCGCGGGCGCCAACGAUUUUCGGGCGAGGAGCGUCGGCACCACGGCGUGGAUUGCCAGCCCGGCCGAGACGGUUGACUUGUUGGACGAGCUGGCUGAGCUGAUGGGGAAGAAGCUGUCUUAG